This is a messenger RNA of Oncorhynchus gorbuscha (pink salmon), 1940 nucleotides long. Its product is annotated as polyhomeotic-like protein 2. Gene Ontology annotation, molecular function: zinc ion binding; protein binding. The coding region runs from base 3 to 1319 and encodes 438 amino acids. The record is from RefSeq and is a predicted model, not a curated record. Lineage: Eukaryota; Metazoa; Chordata; Actinopteri; Salmoniformes; Salmonidae. Gene Ontology annotation, cellular component: nucleus; PRC1 complex. The transcript is spliced from 7 exons.
GGAUGGAAGUAGAGGAGGAAAAGCAGAGAGAGAGGAUGGAAGUAGAGGAGGAAAAGCAGAGAGAGAGGAUGGAAGUAGAGGAGCAGGAGCGGGGACAGAAAGAUGCAAUGAAAGGAGAGGAGGGGACUACAAUAGACCCACAGCUCAAUCCAGACCCGGCUACUCAGAACCCUCCCUCAGAACCCCCCAUAAACAUCCAAAGACCAUCAGACCGUCCCAUAGAGCAAUCCCCAGACCUCCCCCAUGUGGACCAAGAGGACCUCUGUGAGAACAUGUUCAAUCAGUCUGACAACCAAUCAGUCUUGUCCAGUCUUUCCUCUCAGUCUCCCCCUGCCUCACCCAUCCUCACCCUUUCAUCUGAUCUCCCCCCUCCUCUCCUGCCUGUUAGCCCUUCCCACCCAGAGAGCCUCAGCCUAUCACAGAGCCGCCCUGAGACCUUCAGCCUAUUGGAGCGCAAGCCUUGGUCACAGAGGGUCUGGCCAGAGGGCGGGAGGCGUGUCUUAACUCACCUGGUGGAGGGCUUCAUCAUACAGGAGGGGCUGCAGGCAUUCCCGGUGAACCGCUCGUCUCUGUUGUUGGGAGGGCAGGAGGCUAUCUCCCAGAAUGGAAACAUAGAGGGGGCCGAGUUAUUACCGUUGACAGACACACCAGAGCCACCGGAACAUUCCAGCGAAUCAGAACAAGAGCGUGUGGCUACAAGUGACCCGCUCACAGGUCCCAGAGAGAGACAUAGGGGAGUGUUACAUUGCGAGUCUUGUGGGAAGAGAGGCCACGCCCACUCCUUCCAUCGCUCCAAGCGAUACUGCUCCACUUCCUGUGCCCGCAGGUAUAAUGUAGGGCUGUCCAAGCGUCUGCGUGCCCUGAGUGCUGGCAGCCAGCCAGAGGGGCGACGCUCUGAGAUAAACAAGGUGGAGUCUGUGCCUGGGAAGCCUCUCUUACUGCGACUGCCCCGUGAAAUAUGGAGAGCCCAUCGCCGUGACAACGAAGAGGAGGAGGGGCAUGCUGUUCCCACGGCAGCCAGGCUGGAGCGCCGAGCGGCACGGACGGCGAGGAGGGCCUCAGAGCCAGCGAUGACCCAUGGUAACUCCACUGUGACCUCUAGUGACUCCCUACCUGCACAGUGGAGCGUCGAGCAAGUCUGGGACUUUAUACACACACUGCCAGGGUGUGUCGAGGUUGCGGAGGCGUUCCGUGUUCAGGAGAUAGACGGCCAGGCUCUGCUACUGCUCACUGAGGACCACCUGAUGACCAGCAUGAACAUCAAAUUGGGACCAGCUCUCAAGAUCUGUGCCCACAUCAACACACUCAGACACAGAUAGAGAGGGAGGAGGAGAGAUGAGAGAAGGAGGUGAGGUGGGAGGAAGAGAAGAUGGAGACAGAAAAAAGGUUAAGAGGGCUGGGUGUGGAAAAAGAUAGGGAAAAGAGUGAUUGAUUGAUGGGGAAGAGAGAGGGGAUGAGAGAGAGGGGGUGAGAGAGAGAGGUGAGGAACAAAGGACAGCGAAGAUGAGAGAUAAAGAGAUUAAUUCAAGAGAUGAAGAGCUAAGAGUGAAUCAGUGAGAGAGGAGAAUGACCUUUUCUAUUCUAUUGUGUCUGUGUACAUAUUUUACAAUGCCGUCUAUUGGGUGUAACAAACUAUUUAAUUAACGAUUUGUAACAUACAUUAUCAUGUAUUUGUGUAUUUGGUUAUUAUUUUAAAAUGUGGCAUCACAUGUAAAUUGUAAAAUACUUUUUGAUUUUACACAGUUGAUACACAGACAUUUUCAAAUAACUUUGUGGAAUUGAAUGUCUUAACUAAAUCAAUGAUUAUGUUUUUAUAUAUGAUCUCUUCUGAGAAAAAGUUAGAUCUUAUUUGACUCCUAACCAUGUCAAUUUUGUCAGAUGUCAUAAUGUUUUAUUUUAUUCUGCCUCUUAAAACUCAGUAAUAAAUCAAAUUAAUUUAU